AUGGCUGCGGAAGCCGCCAACGCAAGUGCGCCAAACGCGCUUGACGACAUCAAAGCUCCCGCUGGCGUGGUGCUGCCGCCUCGCGAGAUUCGCAACAUCCUCGAGAAAACCGCCGGAUACGUUGCGCGAAACGGCUCGGUUUUCGAAGAUCGCAUCCGAGAAAAGGAACGCCAGAACCCCAAAUUCAGCUUCCUCAGCCGCGAAGAUGCAUACCACGACUACUACCAGUGGCGACUGAGCGAGAUUAGAGCCGGUCGCGGCACCGAUAUCGCGGCCGGUCGAGCGGGAGAAAGCGCUACGCCAGUCCCCGAGAAGCCCAAGGGACCGCCGAAGCCGCCCGACUUCCAGUUCUGUGCUCGAAUGCCUCACAUCAACCAGAAGGAUCUGGACGUGAUCCGGCUGACGGCGCUUUUCGUGGCCAAGAACGGACGGCAAUUCAUGACGCAGCUGGCGCAGCGCGAAGCCGGCAACCCUCAGUUCCAGUUCCUCAUUCCCAACCACACGUUCCACAACUUCUUCCAGCACAUUGUCGACCAAUACACAUUGCUCCUGCGGGCGAGCGGGCUCGAUGGCGAGGGCGGCAAGCUGCAGGAAGAGCGCGUGGCGGAGCUGCAGCGCAACAUUGAGGAUAAGUUCCACGUGUUGAAGCGAGCGAAGGCGAGGGCGGAAUACGCCAAGUACCAGGAGGCCGAGAGGAAGAAGAAGGAGGCCGAGGAAGAGGUGGCAAAGGCCGAGUUUGCUCGCAUUGACUGGGGUGACUUUGUUAUUGUCGAGACGAUUACGUUUUCCGACGCCGAUGAAAGCGCCAACCUACCGCCGCCCACCACCCUGGGCGACCUCCAAUACGCUUCUUUGGAGGACAGAAACAAGGCCUCCAUCAGUGCCAACUUGCGCAUCGAAGAGGCCAUGCCUGGCGAGGAGGACACUCUACAGAACGGAACCACACAGCAGCAGCAGCAUGCGCCAUCGCCAGUGUCUGUUCAGGGCGCCGAAGCACAACAAUCACAGCAGUCUGCUCGGGAUGAGGAGGAGUCGCGGAGAAUUCAGGAGAGAUCCGCGGCCCAGGCUCGCGUGCAGCAGGCGCAAUCGGAGGCCCGGGGUGGUCUUGGCCCGAUGAAGAUCAAGGAGAACUACGUGCCUCGAGCGGCCCAGAAGGCGGCGAACAAGCAAGGAUUGCAGAUGGCGCUGUGUCCCAACUGCAAGCAGCAGAUUCCCCUGAACGAGCUCGAAGCUCACAUGCGAAUCGAGCUGUUGGACCCGAGCUGGAAAGAGCAAAAGGCCAAGGCCGAGUCGCGCUAUGCUACAUCCAACAUUGCGCAUGUUGACGUCGCCAACAACCUGAAGCGACUUGCCAGCCAGAGGAGCGACGUCUUCGACCCGGCGACAGGGAACGCGCUCUCGGAGGAUGAGCAAGCUCGGCGGAAGAAGGCAGCGACUCAAAGCUUUGACGGGCAUUUGGAAGGGAAGAGCCAGGCUCAUCUCAACCACCUGCAGAAUGUCAAUGUCGACGAGCAGAUCCGAGCAAUCCACCAGAGAUUCGCGCCCAACCAAAAGUGAUGAUGGCCGUGGUGGGAAUGACAUGUUAGCGAAAUAUAACGCGGCAAAAAGGGGGGGGGGGGGGUUAAAUCCUGACUUCGCGUUGGCCAUGGCUGUGCGGCACCUCAAAUUGUCCCACGCCACAGGGUUACUACCGGAUAGUCCAUCGUCCAAAUGAAGCAUCGCCUUUCUUCGCGACUCUACUGGAUAUAGAUGGGGGGGUUGGGUUGAUCGAUUAUGGAGUUUGGGAGCUCAAGCGGCUUUCAGGAGACGCCCUGUGCACAACUCUCACAGCAUGAGAUUGACUGAGGACGAUGUGUGCCAGAUUGCAUGGGAGACCCCUUUUGUUUUGGAGGGAUGGCUGCCAGGAUGCUGUUAUCCGCCCUUUUGCUCAUGGCUCUCUGGUCGAUAUAACCGGGAGUGGUAUAUAAGGUACGAUGGCAUCGGCACCACGUUCUAGUCAUGUAAAUGGAACCUGUAACCUGGGUUGCGCUGCC
This is a messenger RNA of Trichoderma reesei QM6a, 2033 nucleotides long. RefSeq lists its product as uncharacterized. NCBI's taxonomy places the organism in Eukaryota, Fungi, Ascomycota, Sordariomycetes, Hypocreales, Hypocreaceae. Bases 1 to 1557 code for a protein of 518 amino acids. Gene Ontology annotation, molecular function: RNA binding. Gene Ontology annotation, biological process: mRNA cis splicing, via spliceosome; regulation of alternative mRNA splicing, via spliceosome. Gene Ontology annotation, cellular component: U2 snRNP; U2-type prespliceosome; catalytic step 2 spliceosome. The record is from RefSeq and is a predicted model, not a curated record. The transcript has 4 exons.